Messenger RNA from Anopheles nili, 3480 nucleotides. It is a transcript of the gene dor, whose product is annotated as vacuolar protein sorting-associated protein 18 homolog. Gene Ontology annotation, biological process: lysosome organization; endosome to lysosome transport; organelle fusion. NCBI's taxonomy places the organism in Eukaryota, Metazoa, Arthropoda, Insecta, Diptera, Culicidae. Gene Ontology annotation, molecular function: protein-macromolecule adaptor activity. Bases 1 to 3057 code for a protein of 1018 amino acids. The transcript has 3 exons. Gene Ontology annotation, cellular component: HOPS complex; endosome. The record is from RefSeq and is a predicted model, not a curated record.
AUGGCUUCCAUGUUCGAUCAAUACUCCAGCGCCCUCAUAAGGGAAAACUCCGUCGAUGCUUCUGCUAGCACCGGACCGAAAACGUCCGGCUACGUCAGUGUGCGGACACGCAAAGAGGUGCCCAUUUUCACGAAACAGAAGAUGAACCUCAACCUACCAUCCGGCAUCCUGUUCAUGUCGGUGCAGAACGACUGGCUCAUGAUGCUGAUGACGAACCUGACCGUGUUGCGGAUGCACCUAAAGCAGCCGGACAAGUUCACCGAGGUGCCGAUCGAUAAAACCAUCGGCGGGUUGCGUCCUUCCAACAUCUACGUCGAUCCGCUUGGGGCGCACAUGUUCCUCACGUUCUUGCCAAAGUCACCCGGUUUUACGCCUGAAUUGCUGUACCUGCAGCGAGGCAGCUUCAAGCCGAAAUUCGUGACGAAGUUGAAGGACCAGGAGAUCACAGCAAUCGGCUUUAACCAUUCGAACACCUCGGAGACGAGUACUGGUCCCAUCCUACUCGGGACAGCACAUGGCGUCAUUUGGGAGGCAGAAGUCGGUCUCGAGAGUGGCGACAAGUUGGUUCAGUCCAACGUCCGGCACGCAUUCGACAUCGGGAAAGGUGAACCACGUCCAAUUACCGGACUCGAGUUCUACCUCAAAACCGAACAGAAGAGUUUGCACUGCAUCGUGCUGGUGCUCACUGUUGAUCGGCUUUAUAAAUUCCACAACACGGUCCGGCCAUCGGGUGGUGCCACCACGACUGCUGCUCAGGAGCUGAAGCUCGGUGGUUACCUCCAGAAGGUUUUCAGCCCAUACCAGAACGUUGACGAGCAGCUGCGAGACUUCGAGGAGUUGUCGGCGUCCGGCAGCAAGGGCACGAAUGCACCCGGUAACUGGCCAAAGCUGGUCUUCAACUACGAGGAGGACUUCCCGAAGAGUUUCGGUUGCCUGACGGAACAUGGAAUUAAUUAUCAGGAGAUCGAUCCCGCCAUUAACCAGCCACAGUUCGUGGUGCAGAAGGAACUGAUCACUUAUCCCGAGCCACGUUCGGUGCCGGCUCCUGCCAGCUCGCAUAAGGUCGCUCCCAAGUCGCACAGGCCGCUAUCGUUCAUACUGACUGACUUUCACGCGCUGCUGCUAUAUCCCGACCACGUGACAGCCAUUUCUUUGCUCGACUACCAGGUCGUUUAUGAGGAGUACUUCGUGGAACAGUACGGCCGGUUGAUUAACAUCGUGAAGGAUGUUCGCUCGAACGUCACGUUCGUCUACAGCAACAAGCUGAUCUUCCGCUACAAGAUCGUCAACGAACAACGAAAUGCGUGGCGUCUGUACGCCGAUCGGCAGAAGUUCGAUCUCGCUCUACAGUACUGCAACAAAAACCCAGCUCAUCGGGACAUCGUGUUAGUGAAGCAAGCUCAGUCUUACUUUUACGCUGGGGAUCUCCUUCAGGCGGCAGCUAUUUUCUCUGAGACACAGCUAAGCUUCGAGGAGGUGUGUCUCAAGUUCCUGCAGCGAAACGGUAACCAGGCAUUGCUGCUGUAUUUGCGAAACCGGCUGGCACAGCUUAAAGCACACGAGAUGACGCAGAUUACUAUGCUGAUCGUGUGGAUUGUGCAGGUGUUCUUGGUUGAACUGUCACACCAGCGCGCUGGAGGCGGUCCCGGCAAUGAUCAGGCUACUCGCGACCUUCAGAAGCAGUUUGAAAGCUUCAUGGCAAGUCGGCCAGUGAUGGCGUGCGUACGAAAAAACCGAGCGGCCAUCUACGAUCUGAUGGCAUCAUACGGGGACACGCACAAUCUAACGGCGCUUACGACUAUUAACCAGGACUACGAGUCGGUUGUCACGCAGUAUAUAAAUCAGGGUCGGUAUGAGGAUGUUCUUGCGGUGCUUAGCGCCCAGAAUCGACCGGAACUCGUGUACCAAUACGCACCGAUCGCGAUGGAGGUGUUGCCGGCGGCGACAGUUGCAAUGUUGAUCGGACAAGGCCACCGGCUUGAUCCUGUUCGGCUGAUGCCGACGCUACUCUGUCUCGAUACGCCGGUACACGCACACGAAACGGUGCGCUAUCUUGAGUACUGCAUCCAUUCGCGAGGUUGCGUCGAACCGGCCAUCCACAACUACCUAAUCCAGCUGUACGGAGUGCACUUCCCGGAUCGAUUGCUAACAUUCCUGGAAUCGCAGGGUCGUGACACCACGAUGGUGCAGUACGAUCUACAUUACGCGUUGCGUAUCAGCUUGCGCCAUCGGAUCCAACCAGCCAGUGUGUUUCUGUACUGCCUGCUCGAGAUGUGGGUUCCAGCGGUACGGUUAGCGCUUACCUUUGCAGAUGUUGCGGCGGGUCGACAGCUUGCGCGACAAACGGCCACUCAACCUAUGGAUCGGACGUUACGCAAGCGACUCUGGUUGAUCAUUGCCGAGCACGAGAUCCGUGGUACAAGCGAUGAAGAGGUACAGCGGGCUCUUGGCAUCUUGCAGGAAUGUGAUCAGCUGCGUAUCGAGGACCUGUUGCCGUAUUUCUCCGAUUUCCAACGCAUCGACCACUUCAAAGAGGCGAUCUGCCGAUCGCUCAAAGAGUACAACGUGAAGAUCCAGGAGCAGCGUCGUGAUAUGGAGGAAUCGGCCAAAUCCGCCAGCCGAGUACGCCAGGAAUUGCAGACGUUCCGCAGUCGUUCGGUCACGAUCGGUGCCCAGGAACAGUGCACCGUUUGCGGUGUUUAUCUGAUGUUGCGUCCGUUCUUCGUGUUUCACUGUGGCCACAAGUUCCACGGUGACUGUCUCGAGCGCCAGUUGAUGCCCUAUUUAAGUCCCGUCGUUGCCGAUCGGUUAGCAAUGUUGAAGCAGAGCUUAGCAUCGGCUCAGACUGCGCCUUUGGAAGGUGAGCGAGGGCCAAACGAAGGGCUAGCAUCCGGCGUAGACGCCUCCGUACCGACGGUUUCACACAAGGAGAAGCUGAAAAGCGAGAUUGAGGCCAUCAUAUCGUCCGAGUGCCUGUAUUGCGGCGAGCUGAUGAUAGGCUCACUUGACAAACCGUUCGUGGAAAAUUGGCAGCAAGCUGACAGCGAGUGGGACUAAACGGGGUGGCCCUUCCACCUGGGGCAUGUCCUUCCACAUCACUAGAUACCUUCUCCUGUAACCGGUUAAACCCAGCAUCGUGUGCAAGUCUCUUCUUCUCGAUGGAAUCGAGCUGUAGAUAUGCGAUGAUUGUUUUUUCUUUGCUGUGCGAUGAGACCGACAUCACAUUCGUAUAAUUACUUUAUCGUUUAUCAUCAGCUAAAGAAUAAUACAUCACCAGCAAACGUACCAAUACGAAAAUUAUGGAAUGCAGGCGAUUCUGGCAAUGUUGCUACAUACAUUUACUCGUGUAAUAUGCAUGCGUAUGUUUAAGCGAUUCUUUGCUACCACUUGGGUUACUUUGUUUCAAUUUUCAUGGAAAAGUGCACGGUAAUCAAUGGAAAUGUGAAAGAGUUUCUAGAAUAUUAAUAAAGUUACUCGUCA